CCUCUCUGCGCGCCCGGCUCCUCGGAGCCUCCCGGCGCCGCGCGCUCUCCGCUCAGCCCCGCCAUUACCUGCGGCCGAGGCCGGACGCCGGCGCGGUGGAUUGAAUACCCUCUAAGAUACUUUCUGAGUCUCUCUGUGGCAACAGCAAGUCACCUUUAAAUAAUUGCUCCGGAAAGAGUGAUACAUCCAUGGCCAUUGCUGUGGCUCUGUGUUGUACUUCAGGGAAUCUUAACCUUUGGUGAUUUUUUUUUCUCUGAGAAUUCAAUUUUUAAAAUCUAGUAUCAAGUGUUACCGUUUUAAAGUGGAAGAAGCAACUCCUCUAAAGAGACUUCCCGAGUUAGGAAGGAAACGGGCUCUCCACUCCCUGUGUUUAUCAGACUGCUUCUCCUGAGCCAUCCCGGAGCAGACUUGAGUUAAUGAAAGUGAAGAGUAUUUGCUGACCCAUCAAAUUUUGUCUUGGCCCCAGGUGUGAACAUCACAAAUGUCUUCAAAUGACGGAGGAAGAUCCAGGAAUCUGGACAGGCGCUACGAUGAGGUCCCAGGGGACUUGGACUAUCAAGAUGGCACCAUAAGAACCUUGCAGACUCUUCACGACAGCGAGCUGGCCGUGAGCGCUGAUCCGUUGCCACCACCCCCUCUCCCAUUACAGCCACCAUUCGGUCCAGACUUCUACUCAAGUGACACGGAGGAACCGGCCAUAGCUCCGGAUCUCAAGCCUGUAAGGCGCUUUGUCCCCGAGUCCUGGAAGAACUUCUUCAAAGGGAAGAAAAAGGACCCCGAAUGGGAGAAGCCGGUGGCAGACAUCAGAUACAUCUCGGAUGGAGUGGAGUGUUCACCUCCAGCCUCUCCUGUGAGACCAAACCACCGUUCAGCCGCCAGCUCCUAUGAAGAUCCUCAAAGAGGGUCAGAAGGCAUCUGUAAUUCCCGGAAGGAGGCUGAUGCCAUGUUUCCCCAUGAUCCCUACGGAUCUCUGGGGCGACACACACAGACAGCCCGGACAUACAGUGAGCAGGUGGAGGUGUACAAGCUCAAGUAUUCCUACAUGAAGUCGUGGGCAGGCCUGCUGAGAAUCCUGGGCGUGGCGGAGCUGCUCCUGGGGGCCGGCGUCUUCGCCUGUGUCACCGCUUACAUUCACAAGGACAGCGAGUGGUAUAACAUGUUUGGCUAUUCACAGCCCUACGGCAUGGGUGGCGUCGGUGGCCUGGGCAGUGUGUAUGGGGGCUACUACUACAGCGGCCCCAAGACCCCUUUUGUACUCGUGGUCGCCGGAUUAGCUUGGAUCACCACCAUUAUUAUUCUGGUUCUUGGCAUGUCCAUGUACUACCGGACCAUUCUUUUGGACUCAAACUGGUGGCCCCUCACUGAGUUUGGAAUUAAUGUCUCCUUGUUUAUUUUGUAUAUGGCUGCAGCCAUAGUCUACGUGAACGAUACCAACCGAGGUGGCCUCUGCUACUACCCGUUGUUUAACACGCCUGUGAAUGCAGUGUUCUGCAGGGUAGAAGGGGGGCAGAUAGCAGCCAUGAUCUUUCUCUUUGUCACCAUGAUUGUUUAUCUCAUCGGAGCUCUGGUCUGCCUAAAGCUAUGGAGGCACGAGGCAGCUCGGAGACACAGGGAAUACCUGGAACAACAGGAGAUAAGUGAGCCAUCGUUGCCACUGAAAAGGAAAAUGUGUGAAAUGCCCACCUGUGGUGACAGACAGAGAGACCAAGAAGUUAAUUGUAAAGAACUGAAAGCCACAAAGAUGAAACCUGAGCUACUGAGUGGACACAUUCCCCCAGGCCACAUCCCUAAACCCAUCGUGAUGCCGGACUAUGUGGCGAAAUACCCUAUGAUUCAGACAAAUGACGAACGAGAACGCUAUAAAGCUGUGUUCCAAGACCAGUUUUCAGAGUACAAAGAACUCUCCACCGAAGUUCAGGCUGUCCUGAAGAAGUUGGAUGAGCUGGAUGCAGUGAUGAGCAGAUUGCCACAUCGUUCAGAAAACCAGCAGGAGCGUGAGAGGAUUUCAAGAAUCCAUGAAGAGUUUAAGAAAAAAAAGAAUGAUCCUACGUUUCUGGAAAAAAAAGAACGCUGUGAUUAUCUGAAAAAUAAACUUUCUCACAUAAAACAAAGGAUUCAAGAAUAUGACAAAGUAAUGAAUUGGGAUGUCCAAGGUUAUCCUUAAAACUUAUUUGAGACCACUAUUUUUUAUAUCAAACUUCAUAUUUAUUUCCUGUCUUGUUUAUGCUGGUCUCUGUGCUAGAGAAGCAGAGGCCUCCUGAAUCAGCUUCUAGUUGGUUUAGCUGGUACGCUGCGUUCAAACAGCAUGUGAUUUCAGACAUUUCAAAACAAAUUGAAGUUGACUAAGGGCCUUUACUAGGAGUGGAAGGAAUUUUGUAUUCAUCUGUGCACAAUUUAUAUUUAUGUCGUUGAAGUUAAAAUUGAUUUGGAGAUUGUAUCCUUGUGGCGGGAUGAACCAGUGAAGUAUCAGUUCUGGUGCUGCCUUUUCCUUUCUCACUUAGGCUGGUUCCUGGGACUUUUCUAGGAGCAAUUUCUCUUUUUAGCCAAAGAUGUCAUUUCUUCCCUGCAAAGGGGUUGGAAUCAGAAAUCAACAUUUUCAAGCCUUAUGAUCUUGGGCAAGUUGCUUAAUCUGUCUGUGCCUAUUUCCUCAUCUGUAAAAUGGGGCUAAUCAUAGUACCUACCUCAUAGGGUCGUUUUGAGGAUGAAAUGAGCUAGUAUUCGCAGAGCACUUAGAAGAGAGCCUGGCACAUUAUCAGCACUGCGUUAGUGUUUGUGAACUAUAUAGACAUCUGUGUGGAAUGAAUAAACUACCUAGAACAAGGAAGGGUCCUUAAUGAGCAAGUCCAGCAGCUAACCCAAGGUCACGUGCCUCAGGACUUUCUUCUUUUGUGCUAUAAAUAACUCUUAUACACACAUAGUCUUAAGUAGAUGCUUCCCUGUGGUCCUGUGCCCACCAGGGUCCAGCACGCUUUCUCCUCUUUAACUGGCAUCACCAACCACGGAUCUGCAGAUCCCCACAGCCCAGCCAUUUCUGUAUAGCUCAAGUAGAAGGCUUGUGUGAAUAUUGUUGCCGUUUCUGUCCUGUUUAAACAUCCAUUCUAAGACCCUGUGAUGUUAUAGCUACUUAAAAAUUUCCCUUUGAUUUAUUGGGAUGUUUCAUUGUCCCAAGAAUUAUCUUGGUUUGGGGGCUUUUUUCAUGAGAAAUGUUUUAUUUUAAUUAAUAUGAUCAAUGGACUGACUGCCUUUAAAAAGUUUUUUAAAAAAUCAUUGCUUUUGUGCAUAUUAUCCAUGACUCUAUUGUAUAUUCUAAGAACUUACAUUAAUUCAUUCCUGUGGCUUUUAAGGCCUCUUUCAAAGGAAAAAUUGUAUUUGCUUAUGUCAACACUAUUAUUUGUUUAUUAUUAUGUGAACAUUGGAAUGAAAUAUUCUUUUGAAAUAAAAUAAUAAUAAUAAUAAUAAUAAAUUAUUGUUUUUGGAUCCUAUUCAGCAGCAUCUGACUUGCAGAUAAUUUCCUAGGUGUAGAGAUAAAAUUUCUGCUGAAUAUAGCUGCCAUUCAAACAAUUAAUGGUCAAAAGACUUUCUAAGGAGAUGAAACCAAAGAAAAGCAUGUGGAAAAGCAAAGGCAUAAAACGUAUCGGUUACUGAACAAACUUCCUAGUUUUUCUUUGUCAAUGAAAUCUUAUUAGUGUUUAUUGUGAAUAUUUUAAUUCCAUGGUUCUUAGACUAUGCAUAGUUGUCAGACUACGAGUCUUAAGAGGUGAUACCUAGGGACGUGUGAGACCCCCUCUAGGAACGCCCCCCCCCCCAGACUAGGACAGCUUCGCUUUCUGUUUUACCUAUCGGGGCCCCAUAUUAACAUUUCACUUAAGAAGAGCUCCAGUGCUUUAAAAAAAUGAUGAAAUAAUACCAUUUUGGUAGACUGUAAAGAGUUAGAUUAAUAUUGAAAUGAAGUGUUAAGGAAAUUUAACUUUGUGAAACUUUAUUUUACUACAGUUGUAAAUGUUAAUCUUUGAAAACCAGUGUUGUACUGCUGACUUUUACAGUUUUUAUGUCCAUACCCAGGCAUAUUAAAGUGUCAUUUACCUCUUG
Camelus dromedarius (Arabian camel) is the source of this 4089-nucleotide messenger RNA. RefSeq names its product MARVEL domain containing 2 (gene MARVELD2). The record is from RefSeq and is a predicted model, not a curated record. The transcript is spliced from 8 exons. The coding region runs from base 482 to 2164 and encodes 560 amino acids. Gene Ontology annotation, biological process: bicellular tight junction assembly. Lineage: Eukaryota; Metazoa; Chordata; Mammalia; Artiodactyla; Camelidae. Gene Ontology annotation, cellular component: cytoplasmic vesicle; bicellular tight junction; apical plasma membrane.